UGCAGCUCUAGUGGCGAAGCAGCUAACAUGUACAAGGCGACCGAUGAGAGGCCAUACAGAGCAUAUCGUCCGCGCCAGUAGUUUCAGGAGACGCGGGAUCCGCGGCGACCAGACACUGCCUUGCGGACUCUGACCGGCUGGCUGACGAGGUGUGGAGCUGUGCACUUCAGAAGUUGUAAUUGCGUGGCGAAGCAAUUGCAGACAAAGUCAGGGACUCGGUUGAGAACUGAAUCCGUCAGGUAUGCGAGCGGCCAUGAUCUGAACGAGGCCGUGAGAGGGCGGCAGGUAUAUGAAAUGCGCGACUCGGCGAGUCAAUAAAGAACAGGCAGAAUUACCAUCCUUCAAAGCCCUCUCUGCCGUAUAGACCGGACCAGUAAGCCAGGGGAGCUCCAAUACGUAAAGCGAGACGCGCUAGGCUGGUGCAAGUGGUGUGAUUAGGCUCCCGGUUACAGCUCCCGAUGGAAGGGCAGUAGAACCUUUGUCAUGGCGUGGUGUUAUUGGUUAGAAGGGGUGUUUAGCGUAAUGCCACACUGUCAUGAUCACCAUUAGCUCAACCCACGGAUUCAUGCAAGCAAGCAUGUUGUAAUACAUAGUCGUCUAUGGAGUCAGCAGCGCGAAUACUGUGAAACGCGUGGCCCAUGCCCGGCCACAAGCAAGCGUUAGGCUAUGAUGUGAAGUCAUUUUCAUACUGAGAGUAUGAAUGAAGGUUCAUUGUAUCAAACUGCGAAAAGUCUGAAAUAUCGUGAGGCAUAUAUUGCGACGCGAGGGUAGAUCUCGUGCAAAGCCGUGUGGUUACGAGCUAGAGAGAAGGAUUGGUCUCAGGCGCGUGGGUUGCACCCCUGCAAUGCUUGGCGUUCAUGUGGCACUUUCGCGCUAGAUGACCCCACCGAAACUGCAUAACAAGAUAUAAGCGCAUCAAUAUCCCGACAUUGACUAACAUGGCUACCCGCUCAAGACAUCUACCCGACCACAAGAAACGGCCUGUUCUGAUGCCAAAGGAUGAGGGGAACGGCAAACCUCCCACCCGACCGCGAAGUUCCCGCAUUGCAAAGAGGUCGGCAAUUAAUAAAGUGGCUAUAUAUCAGACGGGAAAUAAACAACAAGAAGCUGCCGCCGAGCGGAGCUCGUUGCGAGAGAGCUUACACACCCAAACGACGAAUCCUGUUCAGAAACCGGCGACGCGAAAGCGACCUGUAGAACCCGAUGUUGAACAAGGGACGGAACACAGACGAAAGCGAUCCCGAAAAUCUGACCGUCAACUACUAGCUCAGCAACCAAAUAAGAAGAGACAGCGAGAUACCUUAGAUCCCAUCCACAACAAGCUAGUGGCAGCUCCUCGAAAGCGAGUACAAAGAUUCUCCGAAGAUACAA
Molecule: messenger RNA, 1371 nt
Organism: Verruconis gallopava
Lineage: Eukaryota; Fungi; Ascomycota; Dothideomycetes; Venturiales; Sympoventuriaceae
Exons: 2
Source: RefSeq, a predicted model, not a curated record